Molecule: messenger RNA, 3324 nt
Organism: Closterium sp. NIES-65
Lineage: Eukaryota; Viridiplantae; Streptophyta; Zygnematophyceae; Desmidiales; Closteriaceae
Source: the annotation of a GenBank genome assembly
AUGGGGGGAAAGCAGCGUGGCGGCAAGGGGACAGCGGGCGGAGGGGAAUCAGCUGCGGCGGGGACGACGCGGAUGGUGGACGGUGCCGGGGAGAAGGGGCGCGCGGGGGGAGGCGCAGGGGAGAAUGGUCGUGGCGGGGAAGGAGUGGGGAGAACGGGGCGGGCGGCGGAGGUGGCGGAGGUGGCGGUAUCGCUGGGGGUGACGGGUCACGCGGGGCACCUCGAGAUCAUCGCCGUGGACCGCCACAGCUUCCCCCUCCACCCCCGCCUUGCCCCCCCGCCCUUCCUGCUCGUGCGCUCCUCCCCCUUCCGCUCCCCCUUUGUCCCCCCUUCCACCCACCCCACCUGGCCCCCCAGCGCUGCACGCAUGUCCGCCUCUCCCCCUUUCGCUUCCCCACGGCUCCCCCCACUGCUCUCGUGCCGUCGUGCCGCCUUGCUCUCUUGCUGUGCAGCGUCCCUUACUUGCGUCACCUCCCGCCUAUACCACACCUCUCUCCACGCCAUACCCCUCCACUCGGCCCUAUCCUGUCAACAUUCACAACCAGUCGUUCCAUUUCCCAGACACCCCAAGCCUCCCUUCCCCAAGCCUCUGGACGUUCGGGAGCUACCGGAGCUGUGCCCUCUGGCUGUGUGGGAUGACGUGGAGCGCCAGCUGGCGGUGGAGCCGCAGGAAGACGCCAUGUGGCAGUACGACUGGAUGCCACGUGGCGCCCUGUCAGCCGUGACACCUGGCGGGCUGGGCAGCGUGCUGCAGCCAGCGUGGCACCCUCCCUGGGUGGAGGAAUGGGGAGAUGGGGUGUGGGGGGAGGUUGAGGGGGAGGGGAAGGGGAUAGAGGAAGGGGAGGGCGUGGGUGAGGAGGAGGGAGGGGCGUUGAGGCGACCAGAGCUGGUGGACGAGCUGUUCUUCCCCCCGGGCACGUAUCUUGAUCUCACCCGCCCGCCCCCCUCCGCCCUAGAGCUCGUCCGUGGCACCACUGCUGGCGCCGCCCACCCCCUCGCCCUCUCCUCCCACCCACCUCCACACACUGCUGUUGCUGGGGGUGCAGCGGAGUUGCAGCAUGGGGAGGGGCAGCAGGCGGGUGGGGGGAGAGGGGAGUCGGAUGAAGCGCUAGCGGCGCUGUUUGCGUACUUGGAGAGAGGGGCGGAAGGGGGUGGGGGAGGGGGAGCAGCGCAAGGAGAGAAGAGGGGCGUUGGGGACUCGUUGCUACUGCUGAGUGUGCCGCCCGGGUUCACUGAGGGCGGACGAUUCGAGGCCAGGGAGGAGAGGGACAUGCUGCCGCUCUCGCUGCUGCGCGCGCUGGCCACCCCCCCAAAGGAGGUCUCAGAGGUGCCUCCUGAGGAGGCGCAGGUUGCGGGCACUGGAGGGGCAGCAGGGAGCGGCGCUGCUGGUGUGGAGGGGGGAGAAGGGGGAGAGGGAGAGGCUGAAGGGGAGGCUGGGGGUGGGCAGGGGGGAGGAGAGGGGGAGAGCGGGAAGCUUGGGUUUGCAGAUGUGUUUCAAACGGCGUGGGGUGCUGGGGGGGAUGAAGAGGAGGAAGAGGAGGAGGACGAGGAGGAGGAUGGAGAGGAGGAGGAGGGAGAGAAAGAGGGAGAAGGGGAGGAAGGGAAGGGGGUGGUGGGAGGAGGAAUGGGCGCCGGAGAAAUGGUUUCCUCUGCAGCCACCGCACGGCCGUCACCACAGGGCAAGCGCGGUGAGAGGAAGAGCGGGGCGGCAGCAGCAGUGGAUGCGCUGCUGGGGGCGGGCAGGGGGGCGUUUGGCAGCCUCGAGUGGUGGACUGCUGGCUCGGGCCUGGGGCUGCUGGGGGCUGCGCCGUCUGCUUCCCGCCCUGCUGCUUCCAAGGAAGGCCAUGCAUGGGCAUGGGCAGUGACAGACGGCAUACCGGAUCUGGACCGUGAGUUGGCCACCAUCGAGCCCACUUCUGAGGCGCCUCAGAUCAGAAGUCGAGCCCGACAGAAACACACAGUGCACCGUCUCUCCUCCUCUUUUCCUCCCCCCUCUCUCUCCCCCCGCUCCCCCCAGGGCCAUGCAUGGGCGUGGGCAGUGACAGACGGCAUACCGGAUCUGGACCGAGAGUUCGCCACCAUCGAGCCCGACAUGGCCAUGACCUUCCCUUUCCAGCUCGACACCUUCCAGAAAGAGCCCCACAUGGCCAUGACCACUCUCUGUCUCCUCUUCUCUUUUCGUGCUCCGUGCCUCUUGUGCCCACCCAUGCACCACCCAUGCACCGCCCAUGCACCGCCCAUGCACCGCCCAUGCACCGCCCAUGCACCACCCAUGCACCGCCCAUGCACCGCCCAUGCACUGCCCAUGCACCGCCCAUGCACCGCCCAUGCACCGCCCAUGCACCGCCCAUGCACCGCCCAUGCACCGCCCAUACCCCGGCAGGCCAUAAUCCAUUUGGAGCGCCACGAGUCGGUGUUUGUGGCGGCGCACACCUCAGCGGGCAAGACAGUCGUGGCCGAAUACGCCUUCGCCCUCGCUGCCAAGUGCACCAUGCUCCCCAUGCCCGAGUGCACCAUGCUCCCCAUGCCCGAGUGCACCAUGCUCCCCAUGCCCGAGUGCACCAUGCUCCCCAUGCCCGAGUGCACCAUGCUCCCCAUGCCCGAGUGCACCAUGCUCCCCAUGCCCGAGUGCACCAUGCUCCCCAUGCCCGAGUGCACCAUGCUCCCCAUGCCCGAGUGCACCAUGCUCCCCAUGCCCGAGUGCACCAUGCUCCCCAUGCCCGAGUGCACCAUGCUCCCCAUGCCCGAGUGCACCAUGCUCCCCAUGCCCGAGUGCACCAUGCUCCCCAUGCCCGAGUGCACCAUGCUCCCCAUGCCCGAGUGCACCAUGCUCCCCAUGCCCGAGUGCACCAUGCUCCCCAUGCCCGAGUGCACCAUGCUCCCCAUGCCCGAGUGCACCAUGCUCCCCAUGCCCGAGUGCACCAUGCUCCCCAUGCCCGAGUGCACCAUGCUCCCCAUGCCCGAGUGCACCAUGCUCCCCAUGCCCGAGUGCACCAUGCUCCCCAUGCCCGAGUGCACCAUGCUCCCCAUGCCCGAGUGCACCAUGCUCCCCAUGCCCGAGUGCACCAUGCUCCCCAUGCCCGAGUGCACCAUGCUCCCCAUGCCCGAGUGCACCAUGCUCCCCAUGCCCGAGUGCACCAUGCUCCCCAUGCCCGAGUGCACCAUGCUCCCCAUGCCCGAGUGCACCAUGCUCCCCAUGCCCGAGUGCACCAUGCUCCCCAUGCCCGAGUGCACCAUGCUCCCCAUGCCCGAGUGCACCAUGCUCCCCAUGCCCAAGUGCACCAUGCUCCCCAUGCCCAAGUGCACCAUGCUCCCCAUGGCUUAA